This is a messenger RNA of Protobothrops mucrosquamatus (brown spotted pit viper), 2467 nucleotides long. RefSeq names its product coiled-coil domain containing 162, pseudogene (gene CCDC162P). The record is from RefSeq and is a predicted model, not a curated record. Lineage: Eukaryota; Metazoa; Chordata; Lepidosauria; Squamata; Viperidae. The transcript has 17 exons. Bases 41 to 2440 code for a protein of 799 amino acids.
UCAGUCAAACUUGUUACAGGUUUCCAAUCUGGAGUAUGUGAUGGAGGCUCUCCAGGAGCAAGCGGUAGUUAUGCUAGAACCACCAUCAAUGGCAUCUGCUUUUAUGACUUCUUUCCAUUCAAAACAUUACAGUCAAAUCUGGGAAAAGCUGUAUCGCAAUCCAGAAUUCUAUCAGGGGCAAAAAACGAAUGACAAUAGUAACAAUGUUAUUGUGGCAAUUGAUGAAAAAAGCAUGGAAAAUGUCAACUUUAAAGAGGGUUCUGUUUUUUCAGGAAAGAGGAAACAUGGAAGCGAAUUGACGGCCUCAGAGCUGCUAGGUUUAGAUGAAGACUUGGAAGCUCCCAGCAAAGACCUUUCCAUGAGAAAAAGUGGAUACUUGUCUGUCCUUUAUUUACGCCAUUUGAGAAUCAGAGAAUUACAGAGAAUUUGUUUGGGAAUCCUCAACUAUUUCCGAUCCAUCGAAAGAACCCUGACCAUCAGCACUUCCGGUCUUGCCUCGUGCAGCGGACAUCUGAAUUCCACUGCAGAAGAUGCCAGCUGGGUGAAUGCAGCCAAAGGAGGCACUGGCGCCUUUGGGGGUCUUGGCUCACACUCUUACAUGCAUUACACUCCAGCUGACUAUAAGGUCCACUGUGUGCAGUUUAUGGAGUUUGCUGAGGUGGAGAACCAUGAUGAUUUUUACAGUGUUGAGGAGGCAUACAUUCAUACGCAGGAUCAGAGAGGGGCUUUGGUAAUGUAUGAUGUGGCCCUCCGAGACCUGAAAGAGACAGAAAAGCAACUUCUGCUUGUGGCGAGCCAGUACAUUGAGGUGGGAAAAGGCCAGAAAGCAGGCCCCGAUUCCUCCAGCAGCAGCUAUUCAAAGGGGGCACAAACAUCAGUGGAUCGAUCGGCAGUCUUGCUUGACCUUUGGACUUGUGAAGCAGAUUUCUUAAAAAAUAAGUGGCAGCUUCUCGAUAGUUACUUUGAAGUAUACCAACAUGCGUUAGAUUCAGAAGAAAGAUUUGCAUUGGCCCAAGUUAUAACUAACAUCAUAUACAGACGUCCUCGAUUUGAUUUCCACCUUGAGUAUUUUGUGAACACUUACAGAAAUGAAUGCACUUGUCUAAAGCUUCACCUCUGCUUGGUGAGAGAUAUUAUGAACCGACAGAUAGAGAAUCUGCGUAAAUAUAAUUAUAAAAUUUGGCGUGGUGGUCCUAAAGGUUGUAUCUCCGAAUUUGGCUUUCCUCCAUAUAUAGUUACAAAACAGUUAAUUGCUCUCAGUAACAGCCCUACGGCUCUGAAGAACAUGUAUUUAUUGGAAUUCCAUUCCUCUCUUGGCCUAGUAUCUUUAAUUCCUAAAGCUCUAGAUUGUAUCCUUCAAGAGUUCCAGCAAAUCUGUAGGCCAAACACAGGCAGUGAGGCCAUUCAUUUGGAGGAACAAAUACUUCAACUUUCGUUGGAUGGAUGGAUGACCAUGGAAAAUCCAGAAUCUUUUUAUGGCACUCAAAUUCAGAGAGAUAUAUUUGCAGAUGUUCUGGUUGAGGAUCCUCUUAUUAUAAAAGAAAUUGUUACAUCAGCUUUGAAAUCAGCAUCAGAAGAAGAACAGAGAUCAAGCAAAGAAAAGCAAACUAUUACUCUGAAUGUCUUUUCAAGACUCCUUGAACUUCUAACUCUCCGUCAUCGGUUGAUCGAGGCAGCAGUAGAAGGGGCACAGCUGGGCAGACUGUACAAAGAAUUUGCAGAAGAAAUGGGCUUUAAUGGGUUCCAUCUGUACCUAAGGCCAGUGUACUUUGAAUGUGCAACUCACAAAGAGAAGGCUGACCAGCGCUCCCCAAUAUUCAUUGCUUCACUUCUAGAAGAUCAUGACAUUAAUGUGGACAGAUACAUUCCUUCCAGCUUAAUGUUAGAGAUCCAAGAUAUAGACAAUCAAAUUGGAAAAUUUAGCUUUUGCACGAGGGAGAGCAUUCUGCAGCUAUUGCUGAAGCAUUAUGGAAUGGAAAACUUGCAGAUCGCUCUUGCCUGCCAAGUCACACAUAAAAACAUGCUCCUUGUAGCUGUUCAACAGGCUGCAUUUUGUCCAUCAGUGCAGCCCACACUAACUGGAGACUUAAAGGAAGGACACCUAAGUGUGAAAGCUCAAAGCAGCAACUCACCCAAUGGAAGAAGUUCUACAGUUGGGAGUGAAGCAGAGGAUGCCUUGAUGUCUCAUUCCUUUAGGAGAUUUGCAACUGGAGGUUGCAAUUCAAAGAGAUCUACCGAAGCUUUUGUUUCAAUUCAGCUGGAGAAACAGGGUCCACGUGACCUGAUGCUGAAUACAUUCAUUCAGAAGAAACAAAUCUUGGGGAAUAGAAUACAAAAUCCAGAUGAAGCUGAAAAAGUCAAAAGAGAAGUCAUUGCUGAAUAUUGCCACAGGCAAGUGCAAGAAAUAUAUGCAGUAUCUCUCCUUAAGAGUCAUACAUAGGAUGUUUGUUUUUCCCCACAGUCUGUG